AUGGGGGUGUUAAGAGAGUCGUGGUGCUUCUGUAACGGCGGCGGGAAGUCGGAGAGAAUGAAAGCUGCUAUUUUUUCCGGCAAAGGCAAUUCCAUGGCUAGAAUUGGAGCUGCCGGCACCGGCUUUCUUAUCCACCGGAACCUCCUCCUCACGACUCAUGCCAACCUUCCGUCUGUCUCCUCAGCUGAGACAGCUGAGAUCCGCCUUCAGAACGGCGUCGCUGCUCGACUUUUUCCUCAUAGGUUUUUCAUAACCAGCUCUGUUCUUGAUCUGACUAUAGUGGGUCUUGAUGCUAUUGAUGGAGACACAAAUGCAUUGGUUCCUAACACUCACCACUUGAGGAGUUCUAAUCCAAAUUUGGUCCUGGGCAGUGUAGUGUAUCUCUUAGGAUGUACGGAGGAGAGGAAGUUGACAGUAGGGGAAGGAAAGGUGGUAAUAGCUACUGAUAAUCUGAUCAAGUUAUGUACAGAUGGAGUGACUUGGAGCCCUGGUUCUGCUGGUUUUGAUGUUCAUGGAAACCUUGCAUUCAUGGUCUGUGAUCCGAUGAAGCUAGCAACAUCUCCAAAUACAAAGUCCAAUUCAACCUCUUCCUCCUCAUCAUCCUCACGGAAAAGGGAUCUUGCCAUGCAGUUUGGUAUUCCCAUUCCAAUCAUCUGGGAUUGGUUGAACCAGCAUUGGGAAGGCAACCUAGAUGAACUGAACAAGCCAAAGUUACCACUAAUGCAUUUGAUGUCUACUGGACAGAAGAGUGAACAUUCUUGUGCCUCCUUCACAAUGCGGCAAGUCUUCAAGUCACCAGAAACUGAAAAUGAAGGAACUUCGACCUCAUCAGUCAUAAUGUCAAAAUGUAAAGAGGAGUUUGGGCCUAGUGGUGCGAAUAACUCCGAAAAUGGCACCUGUAAUCCCGAUCAUCCAACUGCUAACGACAUGCAUGGAAUUCUGACACCAGAAAUCAACGAGUCUCCAAAGAUAACAUCAAUGGUUAGGAAAAAGGAAAGCACCCAGAUUCAGCUUUUGGAUAUCAAUUUUCCACCAAGGAUAGCUAGAGUAAUAACCUCGCAGCAGCCUACCAACAGGAUACAGCCAAACUCGGAUGAAAAUAAUGUCAGAGAAUCACCAUUGCUGCAUCCAACGGGCGAAGAAAGAUUAAGUGACAAAGAACAUUCUGGUCUUCUGGAUGAUGCCGAGGUUGCCUCAACAGGGUCUGUGAAUGGUGCAGCUCGGAGUGAGGUCCAAUCCAGUUCAUCCCCAGUGGCAGUUUCUGAGGCGCACCAUGAGUAUAGUAGUGAGGGAGAAACUACCAUGUAUUCAGCUGAAACUGCAGAGAGCCGUAACUUUCCAAGCCCUAAGGAGGGAAGAUUUCACCAGGUGGGAAGGAGUCAGAGUUGUGUGAACUACAACAGAUGGGGGCCCGCUCAAAAACAUCCUGCUGCUCGCGGAACAAUGUAUGAGAAACAGAGAAGCUUUAUGCAACCAAGAAAGGUGCAUUCCCAAGGCACAGCUUCUCGAAGAAGUAAUGACUAUUACAGUCCAACCGUUUCUUCAGUUAUGAAGAAGCGGAACAACUUGGAUCAGCAGCCAACUAGACCACGCCAAAGUGCAGUGCAUUCAUCGCCGAGAUGGAAUUUCUGA
Oldenlandia corymbosa var. corymbosa is the source of this 1632-nucleotide messenger RNA. Lineage: Eukaryota; Viridiplantae; Streptophyta; Magnoliopsida; Gentianales; Rubiaceae. The record is from the annotation of a GenBank genome assembly.